UGUCACCUGUGCCACUCCUGAAAAUAGGAAGGGAAGUGGUAUCAUAUAUUUUGAUGUACAUACAUGUGAUUUAGAUACUAUUCUUUUUGUCAUUCUUUUUAGUCAUGAAUAUAACUAUUUUACCAAUUUUGAAAAAUGUAUUUUACUGGGAUCUCUGGUAUGCUUAUCAUUUAUGUGUAUCUAAACUGGGAUGGCACAAAGUCUGUAAAUCAGAUUGUCUCUAUGAUGUAUUCAUAGCAUAUGACAACAAGGACCCAGAGGUCAGUGAUUGGAUCUUCAAUGAACUAUGUCAUCACUUGGAGAACAGGGGAGACAAACACAUGCAUCUCUGCUUAGAGGAAAGAGACUGGGAACCAGGCAAAGCCAUCAUUGAUAAUCUUGCACACAGCAUUAAUCGGAGUGAAAAGACUUUAUUUUUCCUUACAAGGAAAUAUGUCAAAAGUGGGAAAUUCAAAACCGCAUUUUAUUUAGCCUUACAAAGAUUCAUGGAUGAAAAUAUGGAUGUUAUUGUGAUUGUUCUACUAGAACCUGUAUUGCAAAACUCACAGUAUUUGCGGCUAAGAAAAAAAAUCUGCAAGAGCUGUAUAAUGGAAUGGCCCAGAAACCCACACGCAAAAGGCUUUUUUUGGCAAAAAAUGAAACAUGGUCUGUUGACAGAAAAUUGCAAGUGGUACAAUAAUUUGUACACAGACACAAUGGCACCAUAGGAGCCAUUUAAAUUUAAACUAUUUUACAUUCCCUGCCAAUAUAUAGUUAAUGACAAACACAGAUGGGUGAAAAAGCAAUUUCAUUGUAUCCAUGACCUGCCACAAACAGCUCUAAUUUAAACCAACAUUUUACUCAAAACAUCCAAUGUGCAUGUGGUUGAUAUUACUGUGCAUAAAAAAUGGCAUGGGAUGGAGUUUUAUUUUUUAGUAAUGCAAAGAUAGCAGCUUUUCUAUACAAUAUGGUCGUGUAACAGAUUUUUCUAUUUUAUCUAAUGUAUCCCAGACCAAUAUGAGGUGCAGAUGGUUGUCUAGUAGGUGGUUUACAGUCACGCGUCUUCCUACAAUGCAUAUAAAGGACACAUUUAUUUCCAAAAGAAAUGAAACUUAAAAAAGUCAGAUCAGAUAUGAUGCUAUAAAAGUCAUAUAGUGCAGUGUUAAGAAAGAAUGUAAUUCAGACUGUGCUAAAUUUGAGUUUCAAAAUACUUUAUUUAACUGUAUAUUCUCUUGGCAUGUGAACUUCCUCCUUAGGAAAUCACCUGAAAUAUUUGUGGUUUUUAUUCAACUGUUAAAGAAUUAUAUCAAUGUUCUUCUACAUCUGACAAUUGUCUCUCUCUGUCACAUGUUUUUACUGACAGUAUUUACCACUGGAUGAUAAAAAAGCAUUAGUCGCAAGCAGCCGGUUAAUAAAAAAGUUUGUGGUUCUCUCA
Messenger RNA from Xenopus laevis (African clawed frog), 1414 nucleotides. Its product is annotated as toll-like receptor 8. The coding region runs from base 105 to 707 and encodes 200 amino acids. The transcript has a single exon. Lineage: Eukaryota; Metazoa; Chordata; Amphibia; Anura; Pipidae. The record is from RefSeq and is a predicted model, not a curated record.